AUUAUCAGUUCUGUUUUUUCAUAGCCGUCUUACAGUUCUACAAGCAAUGGAUGUUACUUGCUGUGGUUCAUAACUCUUAGAUGAUGUGACAGUUUCUGCAUGAGAAGCUAAAAGAGAAAUCCCAUGCUUCUGACUUUUUUCUGGUUUCAUUUUUUACUUCUCACAGGAAGAGCAUUACAUUUCACGGUUGAUGUUCUCAUGGCCUCAGGUAUCAUGUGUAUCAGGUUUUCCAGCAAGAGGAAGCAGAGCCAUCCUCGUGAGCUAUAGGGAUUCUGUUGGCCAGAUUCAGAAAUUCAUCCUGCGGUUUUUGACAAUCUAUGAGAUAGAGAAUUUCAUGAAUGUUUUAAAGGGAAAGUUGGACAAUGCAAAUCCUCAACCUCUUCCAUGUGCUGAAUUUGAUUCAGCAAUAUCUUCCCAAUCUGAGUUUAAUCCUUUGGAUGGAGCUUCACACAGGGACAACGAAGGAUGGAUAUGUGCAGCUUCCGGUGACUCUACUCCCCAUUACAUGCCUCUGACCUUGGCACCUGAAUUUUCUCAAGAUUCACAUAAAGAGGAAAUGAAACUAAGUCGUGAAGCUGACGAGAUUCUUUCAGCUUUUCCUCCCAGUUUCACCUCCUUCUUGACGAACUGCUGCCCUGAAAUUGAUAAAGUUGCUGCACAGUCAAGUAUGACGAAGGAGGUUGACCUCAAAGACCAAAUUGCGAAAUAUCUUGAAGAUUCUUCAUUCCAAGAUAUGCUGGUCAAAAUUGAGAAAGUCAUCCAUGAAUUGGGAGAUAAUACAGUACUGUAGCUGCACCAAGAGGCUGACACAUAUAUAUA
Molecule: messenger RNA, 819 nt
Organism: Solanum tuberosum (potato)
Lineage: Eukaryota; Viridiplantae; Streptophyta; Magnoliopsida; Solanales; Solanaceae
Exons: 7
Coding region: 191-790 (199 amino acids)
Source: RefSeq, a predicted model, not a curated record